Molecule: messenger RNA, 753 nt
Organism: Saccharomycopsis crataegensis
Lineage: Eukaryota; Fungi; Ascomycota; Saccharomycetes; Ascoideales; Saccharomycopsidaceae
Gene: MRP20
Product: mitochondrial 54S ribosomal protein uL23m MRP20
Exons: 1
Coding region: 1-753 (250 amino acids)
Biological process (GO): mitochondrial translation
Cellular component (GO): ribosome; mitochondrial large ribosomal subunit
Molecular function (GO): structural constituent of ribosome
Source: RefSeq, a predicted model, not a curated record
AUGCCUAGAUUUAAUACCGGUGCCUUGUCGGUGUUCAAAAGAUCACUUGCCACUGUCACAGAAGCGCCACCAGCAAUUGCCAGUGAGACUGUGACUGCCGCUUCUACACGUAACAAUAAUUUGAAAUUCUCUGACAGCCUUGUCAGUCGAACAGAAGAAAGUCUUAAUUCUGAAGCUCCACAUUUCAGAGUUGGUAGCGACAAAAGAUAUUUCCCAAAAGCCAGAGUUAUUCUCUUGAGACCAAAUGCAAAACAUACCCCUUACCAAGCCAAAUUCAUUGUUCCUAAAUCAUUCAACAAAUUGGACCUUAGAGAUUACUUAUUCCACAUAUACGGGCUUAGAGCUCUUAAUAUCACUACCCAGCUUUUACCAGGAAGAUUCAUUAGAACAGGUACCACCCCAAGAUACAGAAGUGGUCAGAUCAAGAAGAUGACCAUCGAUAUGGAAGAGCCUUUUAUUUGGCCAGGUGAACAAACUAUGUCUGCUGCAUCGAAGAAUGCCUUGGAAACUACUAAUGAAGCGUACCAGUACACAUACGAAAUGAGUAGUAGUACUGGGUCUGAUAAAUUCAAGCCAUCCAAAGCCUUUGAAGGUCUUUAUAAAUUCGAAGGUGUGGACCACAGUGUCGAGAGUUUCAUACCAAAAUUCCUCGGAAAACGUUUGAAGAAUGAGAAGAAUAAGGCCAUUAAAGCAGACAGCAGGGCCACGGAUAAUAUUUUAAUGGAGCAAUUCUUGAAGGAAAAACAGAAAUAG